ACACGUGCUUUACGUAUGAAUUUACAGUUGGACGUGUAUCGCGGUUGGACUGAUUUUGUUUUCCACCAUAUAAACCAACAAUUAAUAUAUGUUUUGUUAAUGUCGUUCUUCAUUCAAGAGGUGGAAAUUAGCAUUAAUGAUUUUAUGGCCAAAGUGGUAGCAAACGACAAUUUCUCCGGUCUAUACAUCAGUGCGUAUGGCGGGGGCGGACAACAGCAUCACCAAGAGCAGCAACAGCAACAGCAGCAGCAGCAGCAACAGCAGCUGCAACAACAACUGCAGCAGCAACAGGAGGGACUGCAGCAGAUCCAAAAUGGCAGUGUCGACGUCGGUUACAACAAUUUGGAAGCGUGCAUCGAGUACGCCGAUUCGGUGGCCAAGUGCGGCCACGUGUGCGAAUCCUUGGCCUUGUACGCCCAUUGUUUCCGGAUGGGUCCACUGCCCGCAGAUUGCCUGUGGCACGUGACCUCGGCGUUUCUCGACUUGAUUCGGCAGCAGUUCGACGACUCGCAGACAAUUCCAAAUCCCUCGUCACCACCGCCACAGUCGCAACAACAGCAGAACCAACUCAACAACUAUCAGCACCACAAUAGCCACGUCUACCACCACAAUGCCCACCACGGCCAUCAGCAGCAACAGUCUUGUCCGUUCGUUUGCUGCGUCUGUAGCCUGGUGCUCCGAGAACCGGUCACGUUGCUGUGUGGUCACACGUGUUGCCGGAAGUGCGGGGGUGGUACUGCUUGCAAGCCGAUAGUGUGCAAUAAGUGUGGCGCGCGCACGCCGUUCCAGCCACACGUUGACGUACUGGUCAAGUCAUUGGUCGAGAAACUGUGGCCGGUGCAAUUGCGGGCCUCCGAGCUGCUGGAAGAGGGCAAGGCUUUGUACAGACAAGACAAGAUCCACUUGGCCCUCAUAAAGUUCAACCAGGCAUAUUACACCGGAGGUGAAAAUUAUGAUUUACUAAACGUUAGAUCGAGAACGCUGCUUAAACUUGGACUCAAUGAAAACGCUCUUUUGGAUGCUAGUCGUGUGGUCCAAAUAAAACCGAAGUGGUCAAAAGGACAUUUCACGUAUGGUAUGGCGUUGUUUUCUCUGAAGAGAUAUCAAGAGGCGUUAUUAGAGUUUUCGUUGAGCGCUGUGCUAGGCGAAAACAAUCAAAAACUCAAAUCACAAAUUAACGAGGUGCUACAAAGGUUACUGAUAAUAUGUUCCAAUGAAACUGAAGAUCUAGAUCUAGAGGGUUGGAAUCCCAUAUCUCACAGUUAUUUAAGAUCGUACUUGAACACGUUUAUCAACAAAUCUAACGUAUUCGAUAAUAGUUCAGAUACUUUAAAAGUAAAAUCUAUCAUAAAAGAAAGUACAUUUAUGAAAAAACAACUUUGUGAAAUCAAUACAUUGACCGAGUUGGUUCAACAGAUUUUUUUUGAAAUAAUGCAAACUAAACAUUACAAUUCAAGCGUCUUAAUCAAUAACACACUAAACGUAGAUACAUCGUUGUUGGACGAAUCGGAUUUCAAUUGUGUUUUAUGUUGCGGAAUGUUGAGGAACCCGGUAACGACACCUUGUGGACACACGUACUGUUUAGACUGUCUAGAGCAUAAUUUUGAUUACAGUUUCCACUGUCCGCUGUGUCUGACGUCACUGCCGCCUAGCUUAGCAUUGAGCAAAAAGAACACCUCGGAAUUUGUCAAUGAGCUGAUCAACUGCAAGUACACCAAAAACAAUCUCAUGCAGACGAUAAAUUGGAAACCGGAAGCGGAGCAUGAUAGCACGUAUUUGCCGGUAUUCGUUUGCACGAACGCUUUCCCGUCUGUAUCAUGUCCAUUACACGUGUUCGAACCUCGAUACAGACUGAUGAUCAGGAGGUGCAUAGAAUCGGGUACGCGGAGAUUCGCCAUGAUCAGCAACUGCUGUCCUCCCAUGAAGUUUGCCGAGUUUGGGACGGUGUUGGAAAUUAAAGAUAGGAUCAUGAUGGGUAAUGGUUGCUCUAUUCUAUCUACAAUCGGAAGGCGACGAUUUAAAGUGUUAGUUCAAGAAGAACACGAUGGCUAUGACAUGGCUACUGUGCAAUACAUACAGGAUGAACAAGUUCCAUCAAAAAAAUUAUCAGAAUUAUAUAAACUUCACGACGACGUUCGAAAUCGGGGAUUGACGUGGUUUAAUAGUUUUCGGUCUGAAAUAAAAUCUGAAAUCUUGAGAACUGUUGGAUUUCCACCGAGCACCGAACCAAAUUGGGAAGAACUGCCUGAUGGUCCAGCUUGGACGUGGUGGCUGUUGUCGUUAUUACCCUUAGGACAAAAUGCCCAUGUGGAUCUCUUAGCGAAUACUAGCAUUGAAGUCCGGUUAAAAGUGAUCAACAAAAUUCUCAGCCGUAUCGAACGAAGCUCUUUGUCCUUAAGAAUAACGUCGUCACCAUAGUAAUUUAAUAAUAAUCAAUAAUAAUGAACUAUAUUAUAAUUAUUAUGUUGACAAUAGUACUAUUAAUAUUAUUUAUAACAGUUAAACGACUGGGAGUCUCGACGGCAAUAACAACUAAUUUAUAUUUGUAUAAAAUAUUUAUUAGGUAGUCCGAUCUUGUAAUUUAUGUAUCUACAAUAUCAUUACGAAUUAGAUAUCUGACGUCCGACGUCUUGAAUAAUAUUAUUUCAUUAUUAUUAUUGUAUUUACUAUCGUACAAUAUUCUAUGAUCUCCGAAUCUGGUCAAUUCAGUUGUUGAUUAAUAAUAUCACGUACCUACUAAAUGGGUAAAUUAAAAGAUUUUAUUUUAACGUGUUUCUAUGUACUAAGCUUCCCGAGAUUAGAGAAAAUAACUACUACACAAUAUACCGGAUUCAUCUCAAUUUAUUGUUUAAGAUAACGCACAUUUCCACUAAAUUGUUGGGAUAAUAAUUAUAUAUCCAAUUGCGAGUCACGUUUAAAAUACUUAUUAUUUUGAAUUAUUAUCGUAAUUUUUGCUUUUUAACUAUUACAAUAAAUUCUCAAUGUAUUGAUGUUAUAUCAAUAAAUUUUAUAUUACCCAAAAACCGCUUACGUGGUUCAAUUGUGAUAUUGAAAUGUGUAAUUGUUUAUUUUAAUUUAUUAAUAUUAUUUUUAUAAUAUAAUAAUAUUAUUAUUAUUAAAUAUGCUUAUUGCCUCUUUAAGA
Molecule: messenger RNA, 3142 nt
Organism: Melanaphis sacchari
Lineage: Eukaryota; Metazoa; Arthropoda; Insecta; Hemiptera; Aphididae
Product: LON peptidase N-terminal domain and RING finger protein 3
Exons: 10
Coding region: 16-2418 (800 amino acids)
Molecular function (GO): protein binding
Source: RefSeq, a predicted model, not a curated record